Messenger RNA from Frankliniella occidentalis (western flower thrips), 1577 nucleotides. RefSeq lists its product as uncharacterized. Gene Ontology annotation, molecular function: protein binding. NCBI's taxonomy places the organism in Eukaryota, Metazoa, Arthropoda, Insecta, Thysanoptera, Thripidae. The transcript has 5 exons. Bases 148 to 1431 code for a protein of 427 amino acids. The record is from RefSeq and is a predicted model, not a curated record.
UGUCAGCGACCCUGCGAACUGUCAAACCCAACUCAAAACACAACACAACCUUCAUUCGCUACAAAUGUCUACAUUAAUUUAUUUAUCUAAUCCAUGUUGGAAAUUAACAAUUAAAAAUCAACUCUGAGGCCCGAAACUAAGUACACCAUGAGCCGAAUGAAGCCUACUCUAGUACAUGGGUCUAUUGUACCCGAAAUAGACGAUUCUUUUAGUCCUGACGCAAUUGACUUUGUUGGUUCCAUUAUAAUGAGAGGAUUAUCAUGUGCUUUUACAUGGAAUACUAAAAUCAGAGUCUUUAAUGACACUGAUUUAGACGAACUUGUUGAUCGCUUACCGCUGGCAGUUUCUACAUGGCAUAGGAUAAUUGAUUUAUGUCAUAUAGCUGUUUCUCAUCAUGUGAAGGGCAAUUUUAAUAGGAGCAAAGUAUUUUCAACAGAAUCUUACAUACCGCUUUUAGAGAUUCCAGGGAUACAAAGUAAUUGUACUCUAAUAAACCAGCAUAGACAGGCCCUGAAACAUGUUCUUGAUUCGACAUCAGCAUUCAUUCAGCUAUCAAGUUGUGAUGACUAUAUGGCACGUCGAAACCUUUAUGAUUAUGCCAAAACAAUCCCGAGCUUUGAUUCUAUGGAUAAAAAACAGCGUGCUGCUGUUCAUGCUAUUCGCUCCCAAUUAACGGAGUAUCCUGACAAUAUGUUAUGGGCAAGAGAAGCUGUAAAACUUGACCCAGAAGAGGGACAAUGGCAUUUUUAUCUGGCUGAAAUACUUUUUGAAGCUGACCAAAGAGGACAGUUUAAUGGCAAAGCUAGAGAUGAAGCAUUUAAAGAGGUCAUGAAACACAACUCUUUAUCUCUCAAACUUCGUCAAGAUACCCCACAGCCUUUUCUCCUCUUGGCAGAGAUUCUUGUAGCUGGUGGUGAUGCAGACAGCAGUGAAAAGUCUUAUGUAUUAGUGCAAAACGCAUUAAAAAAAUUCCCAAAUAGUGCAUAUGUGCAUGAGAGAGCUGCUGAUAUUCUUCAAUCAUCACAACCAACAUUUUAUUUUUUGCCAAAAUCUUACCUCUUGAUUGAGCCCUUCUACAAAAAGGCUCUUAAGCUAGCUGGAAAAGAAUGUGCAACCCUAAGGCACAAGUUAGGUAUACAUCAAGUUUUGUUAGCUCAGUUGAGACUUGAGAAUUUUGAAGGAAUCCAUGAUGAAGGUAUCAAAAACUUGGAACUUGCUGCAUGUUCCAUUCCUAACGCCAAAAUACAUCUUAACUUAGCUAAGAAGGGUUUGCUGGAUUCAAGCGUUGUAGGUAUUCCACAAAUGCCAAUGCCAAUUUUAUGUAGAGAAGAAUCUUCGUCAGAAUCUUCAGAAGCAGAUUACACUGUUGUUUUAAGUACAAAGAAGAAGAACAAGAAGAGAAAAGGGAAGAGCAAAAGCAAAAAGAAGUAAAUGGUCUAGCACAUGUUUUUACUCUCACGACCAACUUGAAUUUUCAAGUAUUUAAUAAAAAAUUAAAUUAAAAACUGAGGAUGUGAAGAGGAUGUGAAUCUUUGUUGUUGUAAUUUAUUCCAAGUAAAAUGAAAUGAUAUCAAAAA